CUUUAAGAAUAAGUUUAUUGAAAUCGGGGCUAACGAGUUACAAGAAGGUCACUUUCGGAGCAAUAAUUGAAUUUAGAAAUUUAGAAAGUGUAUUUAUUGUGUUUAUUGAUAAUUUUUAAGUAUGAUCAUGUUUAAGUAUGUUAAGUAGUUACAGGGGGUUUUAUGGCCAUAUAAAAAUCAGGUGUUUGUCCGCCACCCAGACGGAAUGAUAUCACCGGAUCAUAAAUACAACGUGUUAAUGAGCUCCAUUAUCACAAGCUGCUGACCUAUUACCUUACAUGAAUCAAAGCCAGCUGAAAACAUUGAGGAUUGAUCUAGUCCCAAGUUCUUGUCGUUUUCCUUCUCUGGGUUAGGGCAGAAGGGCAAUUUGGUUUGUACAGAAGACAUAAGUGCUGGUUAUUCUUUUAUUAACCUGGAGGAGUGGAUUUGACCUAGUUUUUUGUUUGAAAACGGAGCGAGCAAAGGAGAUGUUGCUCUCUCUAUGUCUUUAGCUCCACUGAUCCAGCAUUUUCUUAAGGAUUUCCAUGAAUAGAGAGGAGUUGGCUGAUGUGUAACCGGUUUAUGCCAGUUUGGCCACUGCUGGGAUACAAAGGCUGAACUAAAUGAAUCUGUAACCUGAGUCUGAUCCAGAUGUUGCUGUGAAAUACCGAAAUCGUGCUGUGAUGACCUCCUUUGAGAACGUACCAGGUCGUAGAGGCUUUGAUCCAAGGGAGUAGGAAAUUGUUGAAUGUUCUUUAUAAUGUAGCUGCAUCUGAAGAAAUCCCCAGUGGCUUUGUGUCAUGCUGCCUAACAACAUGGGACAUUGUUUCAUGGGACGGGGAGCCAUGAUCCCAAGGAAGCUGAAGCCGUUUCUCUGCAGGAUGUUGUCGAGUUACAAACCCAAAAACGAUGUCAAGGACUCUUACAAAAUUCUGGAGCUCGAGGAAGGAUGUUCCAUGGAUGAUGUCAGAAACUCCUAUCGCAAUCUCGCCAAAAAAUAUCACCCGGACAGCAGCUCCGGCAUGGCUGAUUCCAAGGCCUUCAUAAGGGUGGAGGAGGCCUACAGGGUUGUGCUCAGCGACCUGGCAGCCAAACAGAAAUCAGACCCUGAGGAGGAGGAGGAGGACCAGUUCAAAUCCAAGUCCCUGCAGCACAGACACUACCUGAGCUUUGAGGGCGUGGGCAUCGGCACGCCGAGCCAGCGGGAGAAGCAGUACAUGCAGUUCCGCGUGGACCGCGCCACCGAGCAGGUGCUGGAGUACCGGCAGCAGAGGCUGGAGAGCCGCUACGCCGGCAGCGACCUCAGCAGAGCCAAGGACGUGCGGCAGAGCAAGAAGGUGAAGAUAACUCAGGCGGUGGAACGGCUGGUGGAGGACCUCAUCCAGGAAUCCAUGGCCAAAGGAGACUUCGACAACCUCAGCGGCAAGGGGAAGCCUUUGCAGAAGUUCUCGGACAGUCCCCACAUCGACCCCAUGACCCACAACCUGAACAGGAUCCUCAUCGACAACGGGUACCAGCCCGAGUGGAUCCUGCUGCAGAAGGAGAUCCGGGAGACCAUCGAGCGGCUGAGGAACAGCAUCGUGGCCUCCAGGAGGAAGCUCGGGGAGCCCAUGACGCUGUCGGAGCAGAAGCAGUGGGGUCGGAUUUGCGAGCAGUUCGAGGAAGACAUCAGGAAAUUAAACAAGAGAGUUGACAACUUCAACCUGGUGGUGCCCAUUCUCAGCAGGCAAAUGGUGCAUUUCAGCAUGGACAAGGAAAUCCUCCGAGCACGAAAGACUUACGAGGCUGUCGUGGAAAAGGUUUCUGAUUCAGACACGAAGGAAAAUGAGGGGGAAGAGGGCAAAAGGUUUGGGUGGAAGUCUUCUCUUUUGAAGUGGUUAAAACUUACACCGAAAUAAUUUCAUGCUAAUUCCUCUUAUCAAGGUUUUGAAUGCACUUUAUUAAUAAAAUAUCGCACUAGAGAAAUUUCAGGUUCAGUGAAAAUGUGAAAUCCACACUGUCACCCUGCUUGAAGGAAAUUUGAUUGUGUGAUGAGCAUUUGCAUUACAAAUAACUCAAUUAUUUUUAAAUAUUAUUAAAUGAAAUGUGCCAGUU
Cyanistes caeruleus (blue tit) is the source of this 2073-nucleotide messenger RNA. NCBI's taxonomy places the organism in Eukaryota, Metazoa, Chordata, Aves, Passeriformes, Paridae. The record is from RefSeq and is a predicted model, not a curated record.